Dendrobium catenatum is the source of this 2539-nucleotide messenger RNA. Its product is annotated as anthranilate synthase alpha subunit 1, chloroplastic-like. NCBI's taxonomy places the organism in Eukaryota, Viridiplantae, Streptophyta, Magnoliopsida, Asparagales, Orchidaceae. The transcript is spliced from 11 exons. Gene Ontology annotation, biological process: L-tryptophan biosynthetic process. The record is from RefSeq and is a predicted model, not a curated record. Gene Ontology annotation, molecular function: anthranilate synthase activity. Bases 215 to 2203 code for a protein of 662 amino acids.
GAUGCUGGGGCCAGCCUGGCCGUGGUAUGGCUGCCGAUGGCCAGAGUAUUAAACCAGGUAUCAUAAAUGCUAUAUUCUGAUCCAAGUAAAUGCAGGCCUAUCCUCUCUGGCUUGACGGGAGAAAAAGUAAAAGGAUGAACGGUGGAAGGUUAAACAGCAUUGAGUACAGCGAAACUACCAUUCCAUCUCCCCAGUCCGCACCUAAAGCUAUUCAAUGCACGGGGCCCUUGGAUCCGUAAAAGCAACUCUCAGCCCGUCUACUGGGCUCGUCCUGACCUUACUUCCCUCCCUUGUCUCCAUGGCUUACAUAAACUCCUCCGCUCCCAACCAUUUUCAACUUCUUUCUUCAGCCAUCUCCCUCUUCGCCAUCGUGAUGGGAGCCUUAGCUUUGUCGUCUCGUGUCUCUUCAUUCAGCCUGAGCCACGGCGUCGUUGCCUUCCCCACUUCGACAGGGACCACCCGCCACCCGUUGCUCGGCUUCUCCCACCGCCCCCAUUUAAAAUGCUUCGCUGCUGCUCUCUCUUCCUCCGUCUCAGGUAAGCAGCUUAGCUCGCUACCGUUAGAGAAACCAUCUAAUUCAAUUUGUUAUUUAGUCCCGACAGUGGAGAAGGAGGAGCUGGCGAGGUUCGCAUACGCCGUCGAGAUGGGGAGCAACCUGGUCCCGCUCUACCGUUGCAUUUUCUGUGAUCACCUAACCCCCAUACUAGCUUACCGUUGCCUCGUCGAGGAGGACGACACCGAGUCCCCUAGCUUCCUCUUCGAGUCCGUUGAGCAGGGUUUGACGGGAAGCAGCGUCGGCCGGUAUAGUGUUCUUGGAGCUAACCCGGUUAUGGAGAUUAUUUCCAAGGAAAACAUGGUUUCGAUUGUGGACCGCAUGCAAGGUCUGAGGACUGAAGAAUUUGUGGAUGACCCAAUGAUUAUUCCACGGAGGAUUAUGGAGGGAUGGAGUCCACUAUUCAUGGAGGAGCUCCCCGAUGUCUUUUGCGGUGGAUGGCUGGGUUAUUUCUCAUAUGACACCAUGCGAUAUGUUGAGAGGAGAAGGCUUCCAUUUUCGAGCGCUCCAAAGGAUGAUAGGAACCUCCCUGACAUCAACUUAGGUUUAUAUAAUGAUGUGAUAGUGUUUGAUCAUGUCGAGAAGAAAGCUUAUGUGAUUCAUUGGGUGCAUUUGCGUCACUACUCUUCUAUUGAGGAUGCUUAUCAGAAUGGCAGAAAUAGAUUGGAAGCUAUGUUGUCACGAUUACAGAAUAUGGAACUUCCAAGGUUGUCUACUGGAUCAGUCAAAUUUCAUACUAGCCACUUUGGCGCUCCAUUGAAAAGAUCAACAAUCACCGCAGAAGAAUACAAGCAGGCUGUUUUGCAAGCAAAAGAACACAUUUUUGCGGGUGACAUUUUUCAGGUUGUUUUAAGCCAAAGAUUUGAAAGACGUACAUUUGCGACUCCCUUUGAAGUUUAUCGAGCAUUAAGAAUAGUAAAUCCAAGUCCAUAUAUGGCUUAUGUACAAGCAAGGGGAUGUAUACUUGUAGCAUCAAGCCCUGAAAUCCUCACACGUGUAAAGAAGAGGAAGAUUGUUAACCGGCCCCUUGCUGGAACUGUUAGAAGAGGAAUGUCAGAGAAAGCGGAUAAGAUGCAAGAACAGCUGCUAUUGAUAGAUGAGAAAGAACGUGCUGAACACAUAAUGCUUGUAGAUUUAGGACGGAAUGAUGUUGGAAAGGUCUCAAAAUUUGGUUCAGUUAAAGUGGAUAAACUGAUGAACAUUGAAAGAUAUUCUCAUGUGAUGCAUAUCAGCUCAACGAUUAGUGGAGAAUUGUUUGAUCAUCUUAACAGCUGGGAUGCUUUAAGAGCUGCAUUGCCAGUGGGAACAGUCAGCGGGGCUCCGAAGGUGAGAGCCAUGGAACUUAUUGAUAAAUUGGAGGUCAGACGACGAGGCCCUUAUAGCGGUGGGUUUGGUGGGAUAUCAUUUAAUGGGGACAUGGACAUUGCUCUUGCUCUCAGGACCAUGGUCUUUCCAACUGCUAAUCGCUACAACAGCAGGUAUUCAUUCAAUAACUUGAAUUGGCGGCAGGAAUGGGUGGCUGACCUCCAGGCUGGAGCUGGGAUUGUGGCAGAUAGCAAUCCUGAUGAAGAGCAGAGAGAGUGCGAGAAUAAGGUUGCAGCUCUUGCCUUUGCUAUUGAUCUUGCAGAAAACACGUUUGUGAAGUUAUAGGUUAUCACAUAACAACAGAGGUUUCCAAAAUCAAACUUUGAGGAGUUGGAAGCAGAAGGGUCCAAAAUCAAACUCUCACAGAUCUGGUGAACUUCUAUAUUGUUAGAACACUGGCUUUCCAUGCUAUAGAAAAAUUGGUCGUGUUUAAUGUAGAAAAUUUUGAUAAAUAAGAAUUUCUAGGAGUUUUUUAUACUGCUUAGCAUAGGCAUCACGAUUUAUUGGUUCUUGAAUUUUGAAAUAUUAUUUAAAUUAUUUAGGGUUUAUUUUUAUUGAGUUUGUGGUGUAAUCAAGCUUUAAUUGACUUUUACUAAUUAUAUGAUUGAAAUUAAUGAUUUA